AUGUCUGAGCCUGCUAGCGCAGUUCCGAAACGCAUGAUGACUCGUCCUAAAAAUGCAACUCAGCAUCCAGGACAUAUCCUCACUGAGGCCGAAGGCUAUACCAAAAGACGUACCAAAGCUCAAAAGUUCGCUGGCGACAAGCGUGAAAAAGAGGAAAAGCAGGCAAGUGAAAUGGCUGUACAAGAAGGAUAUAAGCACGUAGCUGCAUUUGAGAAAAAAAUGCAGACAGACCAAGCUGCUAAACGUGCUGAUGCACCAAAGCCUAUUCGUCCCCGCCCACGCCCUGUAAAAAAGGUUGCGAAACCCAUGGAGACCUCUAACUCGACUAUGGCCGAGGAUCAGGCCAUUGGCGCUAAAGGCAAGGGUGGUAGGGCUAGAGAUAAAUCAGCAGCCGGUGCUAAUGUCGAACAUCCUGAGAGUGAUGCAGAGGACGAGGAGCAGGAGGCGCGAGUGCCUGGAGCACGCAAAAAGAAGGGGAAGAGGACGGUGUUACCAGUGAAGACGCCAGUGAGAGACGCAAUCAAAGCAGCUGGCCUUAUCGAUGACUCGGAAUCAACAAUGCCACGUGACAACGAUAAGAAGUCUGGUGAUGUGUAA
Molecule: messenger RNA, 597 nt
Organism: Suillus subalutaceus
Lineage: Eukaryota; Fungi; Basidiomycota; Agaricomycetes; Boletales; Suillaceae
Exons: 1
Coding region: 1-597 (198 amino acids)
Source: RefSeq, a predicted model, not a curated record